Messenger RNA from Magallana angulata, 3743 nucleotides. RefSeq names its product rab-like protein 6. Bases 224 to 2635 code for a protein of 803 amino acids. Gene Ontology annotation, cellular component: nucleus; cytosol. The transcript is spliced from 16 exons. Gene Ontology annotation, molecular function: GTP binding; GTPase activity. The record is from RefSeq and is a predicted model, not a curated record. Lineage: Eukaryota; Metazoa; Mollusca; Bivalvia; Ostreida; Ostreidae.
CUUUGAGCAUCGGGAUCGGGAUGCAACAAACUUCAGACUGGUGGGUCACCAUCGGCCAACCUACCAGAUUUCUUAUUUCUCUUGAGAUUGCGAUCUUAAGGACACAUUUAAACAGGAGAAAUACUUACUCACAUAUGACUUGUUUAUGAGGAAUCAAAAUGCUAUCUAAAUUGACAGUGAUCACGGAUAUUUGCUGAGAAUUUCAGCUGAAAUUUGAGACAGGAUGUCUCUGUUCAGAAAGUUACUGGGGAAUACCAAUGGCCCGGAAGGGGCAAAAGGGGCUCCCGCCAAAGGAAACACCCCCUCAGGGAUGCAUCUCAUGGGAGCUCAGCUGCAGAGGAAGUUUGCCAAAGGAGUACAAUACAACAUGAAAAUUGUGAUUCGUGGUGAUAGAACAGUUGGCAAAACUUGCUUAUUUUAUCGAUUACAAGGACAAAAGUUUCAUGAAGAAUACAUUCCUACUGAAGAAAUCCAGGCUUGCUGCAUACAGUGGAACUACAAAACAACAGAUGACAUUGUUAAAGUGGAGGUAUGGGAUGUAGUGGACAAAGGGAAGAAAAAGAAGAAACUAGACGGACUAAAGCUUAGUAAUAAAGAGGAGGUGGAUGAGCCAAGCCUGGAUGCUGAGUUUAUUGAUGUGUACAAAGGAACUCAUGGUGUCAUCCUGAUGUAUGACAUUACAAAACAAUGGACAUUCACCUAUGUAGAGAAUGAGAUGGAGAAGAUCCCCCCUCACCUACCGGUCCUGGUCCUUGGGAACCACCGAGAUAUGGGGCACCACCGGACCGUGAUGGAGGAUAAGGCCAAAUACUUCUGCAUGCACUACGACAGGCCUGCUGGGUCAGCCAUUAUUCGAUAUGCUGAGUCAUCAAUGAGGAAUGGAUUCGGCCUCAAGUAUCUCCACAAGUUCUUUAAUCUUCCAUUUCUUAACCUCCAGAGAGAGACACUGAUGAAGCAGUUAGAGAUCAACGUCCUAGACAUGGAGUCCACGCUGGAGGAACUAGACAUCCACGAGGAAUCGGAGGAACAGAACUACGAUGUGUUCAUUGAUAGUAUUUGUAACAAAAGACAACAGCAGCAGGAGGAGUUGUCCAAAUCAGCCACAGAUGGCACCACUCUACGACAGGGAGUGACCAGCUGUCCGGAUACAAACACCGAGAUUCCAGUGCCAAAAUCCUUGUCCAUGCCUUCCCUCCAGAAAUCUACUGUGUCUCCAAAAGAAUCAGCCUCUGUGGGUAGUACCCCUGUAGGGGCAGGGCCGCCUGUCCCAACAGAAACACAUACACCAGCAGAACCAGCCAAUCAGCCGACAGAACAGAAAUCAGGCUUCUUCUCAAGGCUUUUCAAGAGCAAAGAUUCAACAGCUUCCAAGAAGGCAGAAUCUGAGCCAGAAUCGGCUGUACCCAGUGUCCCGGUGGAAGCCGUCACGAGCGUGGAAGAUUUCGUUCCAGACGGAGGAGUCAUCGACAAGAGCUUUCUGGAAGAUGCAAAGGAAGUGAAGGAUUCUGGGAAGACAGAGGUCAACUCGGACAGCGACAGUGAAGAAUCAACAGGAAAUCCGAUGGUGGCAGGGUUUCAAGAUGACCUUGACUCAGAUGAUGACUACAUUCCCAGCCAAUCCAGAGCCGCCAUCGCUGACGACAUAGAUCUCUCAAGUGAUGACGAAAAAACAAAAAUCAUUUCUGCCAAAUCUGUGGAACUCUUAAGUGAUGAAGAUGAAAAAAGACCUGCUGUGAAGCAGAAUGAUGAGGACGUAUCUGACAGUGAUGAGGAUAUGAAGCCAUCUGUUAUUGUUGCUCAAGACUUUGACUUGUCUAGUGAUGAUAAUGACAGUGGAUCGGUCACACAACAGACUGGUAAAAGCACUGACCAGUCAAGUCAAAGUAAAUCAGAAAAGGCAUUAAGUACGGUAGUCUGUGAUGAUACUCAAACAAAGACAGGUGAGACAGACACAGUCUCAGGUGGUAAAGGUGUGGAAGAUGAUUCCAAUGAUACGAGUGUGCUUAAAAAGACGGAAGUCAGCUCUUGGGAAGUCAAGGUUCCUGGCUCGUGUUCCAGUGAUGAUGACACAGAGGAGGGAACCAGUCAGAGUAACCAGGGGGCCACCAGAGUGAGAGCGGACAGUGAGGGAUCAUCUGUAGAGGGGGACACUGCGACGCCGGUGGUGAUUCUUGCUGACGAGGACGUGAGCGAGGAGGAGUUGGUGGUCAGCAACACAGAGCAGGCCGGGCUCUCUGAUUGGCUGGACCAGCUGGAGACCAAGGGUGGAGCUGAUGAUGUGGCUGGUAUCAAAGAUGACGAAUUGUCCUCAAGUCCGGAGCCACAAGUUAUUCCUAGUCAUUCCAAAUCAAAGAAAUCUUCCAGUAAAACAUCUGCCAUUGAGAACCCAGAAGAAGAGGUGAAGAAGAAGAAAAAGAAGAAAAAGGACAAGGAUGAGAGUGGGACAAAAAAGAAAAAGGAGAAAAGCUCAAGAGAUAAAGAUGGAAGUAAGAAAGAAAAACCUGACAAGGGGGGAGGGGAGUCAGGAAAGAAAGAAAAAAAGAAGAAAAAGAAGAAGGAAUCAGCUGUAGACGACGAGGGUCGGAACGAGCUGGAGGCGUUUCUGAAUGACGGUGGGGGGUACGAGUCUCUGUAGACAGAGAGGCAAUGAAUGGAGGGUCUCGGAGACGGAUAACGUUACUAUGACUAGUCAAUGAGGGACGUGUAAUGAUGAAAAUAAACAACCUGCUUUACAACCAGUGCAGCUUUCCUACCACCCACACACACACCGUAUCAGGGGCUUGCAGUACAAGACAUCAUUCAUGUACAUGCAACUUUCUGAUUCCUAACAAUGCAAUGACUCUAAUUUUAAUUAUGCAGCAAAAAAUUCAACUUUGUUCAUUGCUUUUCAUUGCAGUGGUUAGUGACUCACUCAUACAGACUGCUUUAAUUCUUCUCAUGUGUCCAACUUCCAUUUCGAUUUUACAAAUUCCUCUUUAAGACUGUAGAGAUUCAAUCAUUCUGAAAAUUUGUGACCACUUUUUCUGUUUUACCAUUUUUUGUGUUUGUGUGUGUGUAGGGAUUUUUGAAAAUUGUUUUUUGCAAUGCAGAUUUGUUAUAAAUGUAAACAUGUAUAAAAUCAUAGUAUUGUAUUGUGUAAAGUUCGGAAUGUCCAAACAGUGAACUAAUAGUGAUAUCAAAAAGGAUGUGUGACUUUUAUUUUAAUCAGUUUCAUUUUGUUUAUCUUUAAAAACAUAUUUGUUAUGAAUAUUUUUAUUUUGUUGUUGUGUUCAAGGCAUAGAUCAAUAUGUCUCAUAGAUUUUGAUAUCAGGAUUUUAGGCAUUACGCGGAUCUUGCAUCAUGAAGUUUUGAACGAUAAAAAAUAAGUUUUUAGAUGUUUUUUUCUGUAUGUGUGUUUGUCUCAGUUCUUGUACCGUGCCUAGCAUUGCAUUCUUUGUCCAUGUAUGUACAUGUAUGUUUCAAUAUUUCAGUCUAUACGUGUGCACACACAUAUCCUCAUGUAUUUGAGGUCUUGGAGAUUGAAAUUCUGUGUGCACUGCUGACAUUUACAGUAGUUCUACAGUUUUCAAAUUUUCUGACCACUGUAUACAAAGCUACAUUAUUUAUUAUCAUAGGUUAUAGGAUUUUCAAGCAAAAUCAUGCCACAAAGUGUAUGCGCUAUUUAUUGAUGAGGUACUGUGAAUGAAUUAAACAAAAUACAUUGUAUUCAAAUGUUAUUCAAUAAAAAAUAUGAAUUAAAUGAA